Purpureocillium takamizusanense is the source of this 2983-nucleotide messenger RNA. Its product is annotated as Cysteine--tRNA ligase. NCBI's taxonomy places the organism in Eukaryota, Fungi, Ascomycota, Sordariomycetes, Hypocreales, Ophiocordycipitaceae. Gene Ontology annotation, molecular function: ATP binding; cysteine-tRNA ligase activity. Bases 408 to 2861 code for a protein of 817 amino acids. Gene Ontology annotation, cellular component: cytoplasm. The record is from RefSeq and is a predicted model, not a curated record. The transcript has 3 exons. Gene Ontology annotation, biological process: cysteinyl-tRNA aminoacylation.
GUCUCCUCCUCACCCUGCUAAUACAUCUGCCAGCUUUGGCAGGCCAAUGUCGGUCUUCCGGCCCGCUUGGCUGCCUGUUGGCUCCUAGCGCUUGGGCCUGUGUGCUGGGGCCGGCUCAUGCAUGUCGGGAGGGGUUUAUCCCCCUCAUCCACCAACAUCACGGGUUUCUCUGCAGUUCCGGACGUCCAUAACGGCGUGAAGCUGCGCAUUUACAUGAUGCCAUGACAACGGUGAGCUCCACAGCCCACGCCCUAUGAGGCGUCUGAGGUUGGGAGGGUGAGUCAUUUCUACCGAACAUGACAGCACAACAACUGAAGUAAAAUCCGAUCAGUGAUGUCAAUUCUCUCACACUGCUGAGUCGAGCUGUCUCGUUCCCUCUGCAAAAAUUGAGCGCACACCAACACACCAUGGCUUCCGACGGUCGCAAACAGCCGCCAUGGAUCCCUCCCCAACCCCGACCCGACGCACAGCUACCCCGACUAAAGAUCUACAACAGCUUGACGAGGAGCAAGGAUGACUUCGUCCCUGUCGAUCCGGAAGGGAAGGUGGUGACAUGGUACGCCUGUGGCCCGACCGUCUACGAAGAUGCCCAUCUCGGCCAUGCCAAGAAUUACGUCUCGACCGACAUCAUCCGACGCAUCAUGAAGGACUACUUCGGCUUCCGUGUCAAGUUCGUCAUGAAUACGACCGACAUCGACGACAAAAUCAUUCUUCAAGGGCGCCAGCAGUACCUGCUCUCGCGGUUCAAGCACGAGCACGCCUCUGAGGACGACUCGGUUAGCGAUCCGGUUUUGGCCGAGGGCAGAGCCGCAUUCAAGCACUACAUAUGCAAGAACCUUCCAUCUCUGCCCUCGGACACGAGCCCAGAGACCUUUUUCGAGGCAGUCGGCAAGGCAUACAAGGGAAAGGCCGGUCUUCCGCCUCCAGCCGACCCUGCGACAGGACAACAGGGCCAAGCUGCUACCGUCGCCGAGUUGCUGUUGAAAGUACACAUUGGAACCGCAGGCUCGGCUGCCGAGGCCCUGCAAGCCCCAGGAACGCUCCCUGCAUUUUUCGCCAAGACGGACGAUGUUUUGCUCCCAUAUCUCGAUUCCCUGCAUGGUGCUGAGAUGGACUCCAACAACCACCAGAUCUACCUGGAGCUGGGCCGGAAAUUCGAACGACGCUUCUUCGAGGACAUGAAUGCGCUCAACGUCCUGGUUCCCGACCAACUCACUCGUGUGACCGAGUACGUCCCCCAGAUUGUCUGCUUCGUUGAGAAGAUUGUGGCGAAUGGUUUCGGUUACGCUACCCCCGACGGCUCCGUCUAUUUCGACAUCGACUCGUUUGAGAAGGCUGGACACAGCUAUUCCCGCCUGGAACCUUGGAACAAGAACGACCGCGCACUCCAGGCCGAUGGCGAAGGUUCGCUGUCCAAAGGAAAGUCAAUGAAGCGGGGCGAGAAUCAUUUUGCACUGUGGAAAGCUAGCAAGCCGGGUGAGCCAGCAUGGCCGAGUCCGUGGGGUCAUGGGCGGCCAGGAUGGCACAUCGAAUGCUCUGCAAUGGCCUCGGAAGUGAUUGGGAAGACGAUCGAUAUCCAUUCCGGAGGCGUCGAUCUUCGCUUCCCCCAUCACGACAACGAACUCGCACAAUCCGAAGCCUACUGGUCGAGCCCGAGCUGCCAAGUCCAGUGGACAAAUUACUUUGUUCACAUGGGGCAACUAAGAAUUCGAGGCUUGAAGAUGAGCAAGAGCCUUAAGAACUAUACGACCAUUCGAUCGGUUCUCUCCGAACAGGAGUGGAGUGCACGUUCCCUCCGGAUUUGCUUCCUCCUCAUGCCUUGGCAAGAUGGUAUUGAAGUGACAGACGAGCUCAUGAAGGCUGUGGUUGGGUGGGAAGGCAAGCUUAACAACUUCUUUCUGAAGAGCUUGGACCUCUGGAAACAUUCCCUUGCCAAGACUUCAGGGCAAGAAGAGCUUGGUAUCGCAGACCAGCAACUAUUGUCUGCUCUGGAAAAGGCGAAAAUGGAUGUCGACAUGGCUCUUUGCGAUUCCUUCAACACCUCCGCUGUCAUGCGAAUCCUUUCUGAUCUUGUUACCGAGUCCAACUCGGCAGAGGGACUUUCCAAUCAGACAGUCUUCUUGCUCGCCCGGUGGGUAACGCGCAUCAUCGCCAUAUUCGGUCUGGAUCCCGAGGGGGAUCUCGGCAAUCCGGACCGCAUCGGGUGGUCGGGCCUCGAUAUCCCCGUGCUGGCAAAGCCCUACGUCUACCAUGCGUCGCAAUUGCGCGACAAAGUUCGGACCCUGGCCUGCUCCGGCUCGGUCGACCAUGCAGCUGUCGCGAAACUCGCUGACGGAACCACGAUUACGGCCUCAUCACCAGUGGCGGAGCGCUCCCAACCAUACGAUCUGGUGCUGCAGCAGUUUCGCACCGACGUCAAGGCCCUUGCAGCUCAGCAAGCGCCAGCCAAAGACUUGCUCGCUUUGUGCGACCAGCUCCGGGAUGUACAUCUCUGGAACCUUGGCAUCUAUCUCGAGGACCGCAACAGCCCCCAGCCCGCCUUGGUACGGCCCCUCGACAAGCUGCUCGUGGAGGCGCGCGCGGCGCAGGAAUCUGCUGGCGCUGCCAAGGCCAAGGCCAAGCUGGAACAGCAGGCCAGGGAGGCCGAGGCAGAGAGGGAGCUGCGCGAGCGCGCCAAGAUCCACCCCCUCCAGAUGUUCAAGACCUCGGGCGAGUACUUGGAAUGGGACGAAAGCGGCAUCCCGACGGUGGACGCAGCUGGGACUGUGGUGUCCAAGAACAGACGCAAGAAGCUGCUCAAGGAGUGGGAGAAACAGAAGAUGAGGCACGAGGAAUGGCUGGCGACGCAGCAAGCAGAAUAGAGAAGGGGCAUGGCAGAAAUAGUGUCUCUAUUCUCGGGUCAAGGUAGCUAUUUAAAGUGAUGUUACUAUGAUGCUGAGUCCAUGCCCUAGCCAAAGGCGUAAGGCAACUGCUCCUAUAACGC